UUUUAAUUUAGGAUACAAAGUUAAAUCAUGUCAGUUUCCCAGAACCAACUGGAUUAUGUUUCAAUCAAAAUGAAGCCAUUUAUCAAGAUUCAUUUAGCUGCACUGGAAAAUCUUUGGAAAACGUAGAUAGGAUCUCACUUGGUCUUAUGGAUGACUGGGAUACAGCAAUAACAUUUACUGCAAAAACGUCAGGUGAAUUUCAUAAUGAUAUAACACCUACUGCGACAGAAAAAGUUUUGCCAUGGAAAAGAGAGGAGGAUAAUGAUUUCGGGCAACCUGUUAAACAAAAGGAAUUUCCAGCCUGGUGUUCAAAUAAAGAUUAUCUUACCUACAGUUCACCUAGCACAACUGUUUUAGCCAACUUUUACGAAUCAAACAUGCCUAUUUAUGCUCCAAACACAAAUUCUAGAAUUAAAAAAGAAGGUUUGAAGGACAAGAUGUCACAGUCACUACCAGAAUAUUGGAAUAAGAAAAUACGUUGUUCUUUACCAAAGUCUCGUUCAAAAAAUCUUACGAAUCUGACUAAAGCAUUGUUGUUGUCUCACUCGGAUUCAUCAAUCGACUUUAGAUACGACUAA
This is a messenger RNA of Copidosoma floridanum, 578 nucleotides long. RefSeq names its product Na[+]/H[+] hydrogen exchanger 2 (gene Nhe2). The record is from RefSeq and is a predicted model, not a curated record. Lineage: Eukaryota; Metazoa; Arthropoda; Insecta; Hymenoptera; Encyrtidae. Gene Ontology annotation, biological process: regulation of intracellular pH; proton transmembrane transport; potassium ion transmembrane transport. Gene Ontology annotation, molecular function: potassium:proton antiporter activity; sodium:proton antiporter activity. Gene Ontology annotation, cellular component: plasma membrane.